Molecule: messenger RNA, 1641 nt
Organism: Didymodactylos carnosus
Lineage: Eukaryota; Metazoa; Rotifera; Eurotatoria; Philodinida; Philodinidae
Source: the annotation of a GenBank genome assembly
AUGGCUAAUCUAUCUCAACCACCACUAGUCAUUUCCAUUGGAUACGGUAUUGAAAUUUUAAAUGAUUCAGUAUUCAAUAAUAUAUCAACAUUAUCUGACGUAGUAUUUAAUGAUAGUUUAACGUUAAAAACAUCACAAAAAAAUUGGCCUAUACUCUCAUUAUCGUUAUUGGGUAUUGUUGGAACAAUUGGUAACGUUCUCGUUUGUAUUUCAAUUACAUUAGAUAAACAAUUACAAACGGUAACAAAUUGGUUUUUAUUUUCCCUCUCAAUUGCUGAUUGUUUAGUUAGUGUUAUUGUGGUACCAUUAUCAAUAAUCAAAGAUUUCGUUGGUUCUUGGCAGUUACCAUCUCUCGUAUGUAACAUAUACGUAUUUCUUGAUGUUCUAUUAUGUACAACAUCUAUUUGGCAUUUAACUGCUAUUAGUAUCGAUCGUUUUUUAUACAUUGCUCGUCCUUUUCGUAGUCGUGAACGUAGUAAACGAAAAACAUUUAUGACAAUAGUAUUUAUUUGGAUAUUUUCUAUUGCAAUAUCUUGUGCAAUUUUUCUACUUGGAUUUAGUGAUGAAAAAAAUAUUUUACAAAAUCAUGGUGAUUUUAAAAUAUGUGCAUUAAAUAAUAGAAAAUUUAUUAUUUAUGGUUCAAUUAUUUGUUUUUGUAUUCCUUGUAUAUUAAUGAUAAUUAUGUAUACAAUGACAAUUCGACGACUUCAAAUUCAAGUGGCAAAAUGUUAUUCAGAUCCAGAUGAAAAUCCAACACAUACAGAUCAUGAAACUGACCGACUUAGAAGACAUCGUUCAGCAAGAAGAUCACAUACGCUAUCAGAUGCAAAUCAGGAUCUAUUUUUAGCAAAUCGUCGAACAAAUUCAUCUUCUUCACUUCAUCAUCAUCUAACAAAUAAUCAAUCAAAUAUUACCUCACAUCGAAAUACGCCAUCUCUUACAAAUUUUUCUAAUAAUGUACAUACUCGUGUAACGUCUGUGCCAUUAUCAACAAUAUCAUCAUAUCGUGAAUUUUUUACACCUCUAAAUUAUUCUGCUGACAAAGAUAAUCAACAAAAAAUUCAUCAACAUAAAGGAUAUCUUACGCCAUCAACAACUGUUCCAUCAAUUCAUUCAUCAAAAGUUUCACUUAAUGUUGAAGGAGAUAGUGAAGGACGACGACGAUCAUUUUUACAUAAUACUUUAGUACAAAAAGCAGUACACGCAUUUCACUUCGACUCACAUCAUAGUAGUGAACGAAAAGCAAUGAAAGUACUUGGUAUUGUAUUUGUAGUAUUUUUAAUUGCUUGGGUACCAUUUUCAUUUAUAAAUAUUUUAUCGGCAAUUUGUACAUCAUGUAAUAUAACACCAACACUAUUAAAUAUAUUAAGUUGGCUUGGAUAUAUUUCAUCAAAUCUUAAUCCAAUUAUUUAUACAGCAUUCAAUGUCAGAUUUCGUCGAGCAUUUUUUUCAAUAUUAACUUGUCGACUUAAAUAUUUUGAAAGUAAAAUGCGUAAUAACAUUUAUGUAUUCGUGUCAAGUAACGAUGCAAGUGAAAAUAUGCCCGGUGGUGGAAGAAUAAGAUCACAAAAUGAAAUAUUUUUACAUAAUAAUCAUGAUAAUUCUAAUAUAGGAAAAAAAUGUGCAAUACUUUAUAAUUAA